Messenger RNA from Canariomyces notabilis, 1034 nucleotides. Its product is annotated as ribosomal protein S7. The record is from RefSeq and is a predicted model, not a curated record. NCBI's taxonomy places the organism in Eukaryota, Fungi, Ascomycota, Sordariomycetes, Sordariales, Chaetomiaceae. The transcript has 2 exons. The annotation marks the transcript as partial.
AGGCUGAACAUCUGGGGGGCGUGCAGAGCCCUUUCCAUACGGACCCGGGCUGCUGCCCAAUUGCCGCAGCCCGGAUCAAUAGCGUUUUCCAGGACAAUGGGCGACUUGCCGACAUCACGGUUGCCCGAAAGCAACCUCCCGCCCCCGCCGCCGCCAUCCAUGCCUCCCCAGAGCGAGCCCGUCACGUCUUCCAGUCCGGAAAACGAAUUCGCUUUGAGCCAGCUGAAGAUGGUUGAAUACGGCCUUAACCCUUUCGAUCCAUCGGUAGAAGGCCACAAAUAUGGAUUACCGGAACUGCCACUGCCGCCACAGAAAACCACAAAACGUCGCUACGACGACAUCGUCACGCAGGUUACAAAGCUCCUAAUGAGGGACGGGAAACUGGCCAAGGCUCAGAGGGAUAUGGCGAUGAUACUCAACUACCUGCGGACAUCGCCUCCCCCGAAGCUGGACCCCUCAAAGCCGCUCCUUCCCGAGACCCCGCCAGCGUCUCAUCUGCCCCUAGAUCCCGUCCUCUAUCUCAGCCUUGCCAUCGACUCUGUCGCGCCGCUGAUCAAGAUGCGAGGUUUCAGGGGAUUGGCCGGCAGCGGAAAGUCACUAGACGUGCCCACACCCUUGAGAAAGCGGCAAAGGAGGAGGAUAGCGUUUAAGUGGAUUCUGGACGUCGUGGAAAAGAAAAAGUCCAAGGGGAGCGGUCGGGCCAUGUUCCCGCACCGCGUGGCGGAGGAGAUUGUGGCCGUGAUGGAGGGCCGGUCCCCAGUCUGGGAUAAGCGCUCGCUGAUCCACAAGCUGGGUACGGCUAACCGCGCCAACUUGAAUCACAAUGCUAUCAAGGGCAUGAUUUGAGCGGCCUGGAAGCUGUUGUAGGGUAGGGGAUGCUUAAAUGGGAGUCGUGGUCGGGCCUCGGGACCUUUCAGAGAUUGAGGUUCUCUAGGUUUGGCUAAGGUCAAUUGAUACCGCCUGUAUGUACAUUAUGUAUGGAUAUAUGUCUUUCAUCCCGAGUCGUGACGGUGAUUUGGCAUACAGACGACCGC